AUGACUUCGGUCCCCACAGCCAAGUGGAACAUGAGCACGAGCAGCAGGUGGAACGUGAGCCUUGUUGAAGCAGGAGAUCCCUGGGGACAGGCUCUGGAAGCACCAGCAGCAAAUGCUUCUGCCCCUGUAGCUUCCUCAGCAGGCAACUUCUCCAAUCAGUUCGUGCAACCUUCCUGGCGCAUUGCCCUGUGGUCUCUGGCUUACGGUGGCGUGGUGGCGGUGGCCGUUUUUGGGAACCUGAUUGUCAUCUGGAUUAUCCUGGCUCACAAGCGCAUGAGGACAGUGACAAAUUACUUCCUGGUGAAUCUGGCCUUCUCUGAUGCCUCCAUGGCUGCUUUCAAUACUCUCAUCAACUUCAUCUACGCGCUGCACAGCGAGUGGUACUUUGGAGAGGCUUACUGCCGCUUCCACAACUUCUUCCCAAUCACAGCUGUCUUCGCCAGCAUCUACUCCAUGACAGCCAUCGCUGUGGACAGAUAUAUGGCCAUUAUUGAUCCCUUGAAACCUAGGCUCUCUGCAACUGCUACCAAGGUGGUCAUUGGGAGCAUAUGGAUUUUGGCAUUCCUGUUGGCCUUUCCCCAGUGCCUAUACUCCAUAACCAAGGUGAUGCCUGGGAGAACUCUUUGCUAUGUAGCAUGGCCAGGUGGUCCAAAACAGCAUUUUACGUAUCAUGUUAUUGUGAUUGUGCUGGUCUACUGCUUCCCACUGCUCAUCAUGGGCAUCACUUAUUCCAUGGUGGGAAUUACCCUCUGGGGAGGAGAAAUACCAGGCGACACAUCCAACAAAUAUCACGAGCAGCUCAAAGCUAAGAGAAAGGUGGUAAAAAUGAUGAUUGUGGUUGUGCUGACAUUUGCCGUCUGCUGGCUGCCCUACCACAUUUACUUCAUAGUCACUGGCAUCUAUCAACAAUUAAACCGGUGGAAAUACAUUCAGCAAAUCUAUUUAGCCAGCUUUUGGCUUGCCAUGAGCUCUACAAUGUACAAUCCCAUUAUCUACUGCUGUCUUAAUAAGAGGUUCCGAGCUGGCUUCAAGCGAGCUCUGCGCUGGUGCCCCUUCAUUGAGGUGUCCAGCUAUGAGGAGCUGGAGCUGAAGGCAGCCAGGUUCCACCCCACACGGCAGAGCAGCCUCUACGCUGUGUCCAGGAUGGACUCCAGCAUGACCGUGGUGUUGGACACCAACGAUGGAGACAGCGUGCACGCCAGCCAUAAGAAAAGAGCAGCUCCAAGGGACCUGAACUUCAAUGGUUGCUCACAGAGGAAUUCUAAGACUGUCUCCUCGGCCUCAAGCCUCAUCAGUUCACUGCAUACAUCAGCAGAUGUUUAUUCCUAA
Messenger RNA from Melospiza georgiana, 1329 nucleotides. It is a transcript of the gene TACR3, whose product is annotated as tachykinin receptor 3. Lineage: Eukaryota; Metazoa; Chordata; Aves; Passeriformes; Passerellidae. The coding region runs from base 1 to 1329 and encodes 442 amino acids. Gene Ontology annotation, biological process: G protein-coupled receptor signaling pathway; positive regulation of flagellated sperm motility. The transcript has 5 exons. Gene Ontology annotation, molecular function: tachykinin receptor activity. Gene Ontology annotation, cellular component: plasma membrane; sperm midpiece. The record is from RefSeq and is a predicted model, not a curated record.